CCAUAGCACCGUUAUCGCCAUCACUGACCUAUCCAUGGGAACUCGGCUCAAGGAAGCGUUCAACCUGUUUGACAAAGAUGGGGACGGGUUUAUCACCACCAGCGAGUUGGGGACCGUUAUGCGGUCUCUCAACCAAAACCCGACAAGCGAUGAGCUCCAGGACAUGAUCAAUGAAGUUGAUGCUGAUGGCAGUGGCACAAUUGACUUCAACGAGUUUCUGCGAAUGAUGUCCAAGAAGUUGAAAGAGACAGACGCCGAAGAAGAGCUCAGACAAGCGUUCAAUUCUAUUAUGGACGUUAAAAUAUACAGUUCUAUUAGAGACACGGAAGUAGGUAGUUCUAUUAUGGAUAGAGAAGUAUGUAGUUUUAUUAUAACAUACAAUGGGUUUUCAACGUCACUCGCUGGUAAAUUGUCACAUGCCUGA
Molecule: messenger RNA, 424 nt
Organism: Candidula unifasciata
Lineage: Eukaryota; Metazoa; Mollusca; Gastropoda; Stylommatophora; Geomitridae
Source: the annotation of a GenBank genome assembly